Molecule: messenger RNA, 480 nt
Organism: Caenorhabditis angaria
Lineage: Eukaryota; Metazoa; Nematoda; Chromadorea; Rhabditida; Rhabditidae
Source: the annotation of a GenBank genome assembly
AUGGAAUCUUGUUUCUUAAGAAAAUAUAGUGCUCUAAUUUCGUUUGGAAAACAAAACUUAAUUUCAUCUAUUUUAAUUAUUUUGAGUGUCGUUUUUAAUCAAACUUGUAUAGUUCUUUUGAUUUUUGCAUUACCAACAAGAGAAGAAGAAUUGAAUUUGAUACCAGAAGAAUAUAAAUAUUAUUUUGAACUUCUUGAAGAUUAUCUAAUAUUUGAAAUUGAUAUCAUGACUAUUACAUUCUUUGCAUCUGUUCCAAUUGGUUCUGCAUUCAUAAUCGGUGUUAUUAUUUUCACAACUUAUAAAAUGUUGAAAGUGUUAUCAAAUUCAAGUUCAACUAACUCAAAUGCAACUAUUAAACGACACAGAGAUGUUUUAAAAAGUUUAAUUGCCCAAUCAUUAACCGUUUUUAUUUUUGUGGUUCCAGUUAUUAUCGUUGUUUUCGCCAUAGCUCUAGAAUUGCCAGCUGCAAAUGGUGGAUAG